This is a messenger RNA of Cryphonectria parasitica EP155, 1437 nucleotides long. RefSeq lists its product as uncharacterized. The coding region runs from base 1 to 1437 and encodes 478 amino acids. NCBI's taxonomy places the organism in Eukaryota, Fungi, Ascomycota, Sordariomycetes, Diaporthales, Cryphonectriaceae. The transcript is spliced from 7 exons. The record is from RefSeq and is a predicted model, not a curated record.
AUGUUUGCCGGCAUGAGCGGCACCAUUCGAAAGGCGUGGGCGGUGCCUGUGAUCGGUAGUUGUGCGACCUCAUAUUGCUUCCUUUGGCCCCCUCCCUUCCCUGGAAUUCAUUCCGUCUCUGUUCUGAUUGUUUUGUCUUUGUCUUUUUUGAGAGUUGUCGAGAAGAGUGGUCAAACCUGUGUCAUCUUUCAUUUCCCUUUUGGGUUUUACAUUCCGCCCUCUAUUACUUUGACCCCAAAUUCUCCUUGCUUCUCAAAAUGCCUAGGCUCCUCGGACACCGUGUCAGCAGACAUCGCAUGCGAGGACGCAGAGAUCACAAGUACUACCACCGGAUCGACAUGGAAGGAGUGCAUGAGCUGCCUGCAAAACAGCACCUAUUCCCAGGGGGGUGAGAGCGACCAAGCUUGGUUCCUGUACAACCUGCGAUACAGUUUCGACUCCUGCGUCUUCGCGUAUCCCAACGACACCAGCUCUGGGUCGAACCCGUGCGAAACCUCCACUUCGUGCGGCGCCUUGAAGACGGCACUGGAGUACGACCAGCUGAACGCCACCGAUGCUCAAUCCAACGAGUUCGGCUAUUGCGAUGCGGAUGGUGGGGCGUUGACAGGCCAGUACUUCCAGCCGUGUAUGGACUGUGUUAGCGACAGUGGUGAUACCAACUACAUCGCGAAUGCUCUCGUGGCCCUAAACGCAGGUUGUACCCAGAAGCCCAACGCAACAGACCCCUUAGGCCUGAGCGCCUCAGUCUUCUCCAGCAGCGUCAUCCAGGCCGUCGAUCCAUCCACGGUGAACAAGUCUACCAGCGGAUUCUCACUGAGCACGGCAGCUAUCGGAGGAAUCGUAGCCGGUGGCGUUGCGGUCUUGAUCCUGGUCGCUGUGGUCAUCUUCUUCCGUUGCCGAAAGCGCAAAAACGGCAUAAGCAGUAGACGGACGCCUCGUUGGGCGCGGGAUAAACGACGGUCGUCAUUCUCCUUCAAGUGUCUUGUGGAUAGGCCUGUCACUGAGGGCCGAUACUUCAUCGAAACGAAACCAAGAUUGGAACGACACCCGUACGAGACCGCCAUAGACGGAUGGAAGGCCCAGGACGCCAAGCUGGCACCCCCUCCAGCGGCCCAUCCUUCGCCUAAGGAGAAUACCUUUGAUAUUUCGCCAUCGUCAACGCAGCAUAGCACACGGUAUUACUCUCCAGCCGAGCACAGCUCGUCUCCCUCUCAAGAAUCAAGUCGGGGUCACCAGCAGCAGCACGGUUGGCCAAGCGCGAGGGAGAUCCAAGAGCCGUGGUUCCCUCCGCCGCCACCGCCGGGUCCUCCUCCGUCGACCACAAAGUUUGGGCGCAAGGUAAGCCCAGGAACGGUAAGGAAAGGGAAGAGGGAGAGCGGCAGUCCAGUGGAGAGUAAGCAGAUCCAGACGUGGUUUCCUGGGCCGCCGCAGAGAUAA